This is a messenger RNA of Amoebophrya sp. A120, 431 nucleotides long. Lineage: Eukaryota; Dinophyceae; Syndiniales; Amoebophryaceae. The record is from the annotation of a GenBank genome assembly.
GUUCGGGACUUGUUGCAGCCUCUGUUGCACCCGGCGCUGCGACCUCUCGGCGCAGUGCUGGAGCACGGUUCGACCCACGUCUGUGGGCGGACAAGUGCGACGCCCGCAGCCACCUCUGUGGCGCGGACGUCGCGGCGCGGUCCCUGCUGCACGCCUCGCUACUGUAUCUAGUAGCACAAAAGACGCUGCGAAGCAGCGCAGAUACACUUUAUACAGAGCCGGAGUUGUUCCACCACUGUGAAGGGUGUCGUGGCCUUUUGUUGAGAACAUACGGACUAGAGCAGCGGCCCCAUGCGGCCGCAGAACUGCGGGGAUUUGGGAAGUAGUUUGUGUUCGCCUCACGAUGAUCACCAAGAUGCUACCCAAGUCACAUCAUGGAUCAGGUACCAACAGGGCGGAAGCCGAAGCGGUGAAGAGAAACACGCAUUACG